ACAUGUCAGCUGAGUCUUAGUCCUUCGUCUGCUGCUAAAAGUAUAUUAGAAAAUCUUGUAUUUUUAAUAUUUGUGUUUGAUUUUCCAGUCGGUUACGUUAUAUACAUUAUCACAGAAUCAUGGGGCAAGAUUCGGGAGUAAAGGAUUUUCCUUCUUUGCCUGAAGACAAAAUAGAUAUGAUUGCUGCUACCAGCUUAUUACAACAACAUGCUGCGGAUAUCCGUCAGCAAAAAAUUAACUGGACAUCAUACUUACAGUCUCAAAUGAUCACUCAAGACGACUUUAAUUUCAUAAGUGCUUAUGACUCUACUGAUUCUAAGGGCCGCAUAAGGCUUCUCACAGAUCGCACUCAAGCAGCUAAAACAUUUUUGAACAUCCUAACACAUGUCAGCAAAGAUCAAACAAUUCAAUAUGUUUUAAUUUUGAUUGAUGACAUGCUGCAGGAGGAUAGAUACCGUGUCGAUAUUUUCCAUGAGUAUGCUGCUAAAACCAAGGAAAGUGUAUGGGGCCCUUUCAUGAAUUUAUUGAAUCGUCAGGACAGCUUCAUUGUUAACAUGGAUGCAAGAAUUAUUGCUAAAAUUGCUUGUUGGUCCAGUACACAAAUGAGUGAAUCUGAUUUGAACUUCUAUUUGACUUGGAUUAAAGACCAGCUCAGAUAUAAUGCUGAACAAUAUGCUGCGGCCAACCCGGUAUUAUCUCCAAGAUUUGAAGGCUUUAAGGGCUGGGAGUCUAUUAAGGAAAGCUACACUGAAAUAUCUAGCUGCAUUGAUGAAAUCCCCGUUUCGGAGCUACCGACAACUGAAUAUAUUCAGUCUGUGGCACGCUGUUUACAAAUGAUGUUAAGAGUUGAUGAAUACAGAUUUGCUUUUGUGCAAGUCGAUGGAAUCAGCACUAUUUUAACUAUUUUGACUAGCAGAGUCAACUUCCAGAUCCAAUAUCAAUUGGUAUUCUGCUUGUGGGUUUUGACCUUCAACACGUUAUUGGCAGAGAAAAUGAACAAAUUCAAUGUCAUUCCUAUAUUAGCUGAUAUUCUAAGUGAUUCCGCAAAGGAAAAGGUUACUAGAAUUGUACUGGCUGUUUAUAGGAAUUUAAUUGAGAAAGUGGAAGAUCAACAGGUGGCCAAGGAGCAUUGCAUUGCAAUGGUGCAAAGCAAGGUAUUGAAACAAUUAUCCAUCCUGGAACAAAGACGUUCAGAUGAUGAGGAUAUCGUUGCUGAUGUUGAAUAUUUGACCGAAAAAUUACAAGCUUCCAUUCAAGACCUUAGCUCAUUUGAUGAAUAUGCUACAGAAAUCAAGUCCGGCAGAUUGGAAUGGUCACCUGUUCACAAAUCUGCUAAGUUCUGGAGAGAGAAUGCCCCACGUCUCAAUGAGAAGAAUUAUGAGUUAUUGCGUAUAUUGAUCCACUUACUUGAAAGCUCUCGUGAUCCCCUUGUUCUGUCUGUAGCCUGCUUUGAUAUUGGAGAGUACGUCAGGCAUUAUCCACGUGGCAAAAAUAUCAUCGAACAGCUUGGUGGCAAACAACUGGUUAUGCAAUUAUUGGCAUAUGAGGAACCAAAUGUAAGAUAUGAAGCUUUGUUGGCAGUCCAGAAAUUAAUGGUUCAUAAUUGGGAAUACCUUGGCAAGCAACUCGAGAAGGACCAAACCAGUGAAACUAAAGGAGCUGCUGCUAAUACUGUUAAUGUCAACGCUUAGUAAAUCAUGAGAUUUACAAUUUAAUUAUGAUACAAAAAAUAUUCCAUUAUAUAUGUAUACAGUUUUUACAUAGUCUGUUGUUGUGUUGAACAUAUCUUUGUUGAAAGUUCUAAAAUGUCGUACUAGAAAAUUAGUUAUAUAUUGUAUAUAAUUAUGCUGGAAGAAACAAUGAUAUAAUCAUAUGAUUU
This is a messenger RNA of Ctenocephalides felis (cat flea), 1879 nucleotides long. It is a transcript of the gene VhaSFD, whose product is annotated as V-type proton ATPase subunit H. NCBI's taxonomy places the organism in Eukaryota, Metazoa, Arthropoda, Insecta, Siphonaptera, Pulicidae. Gene Ontology annotation, cellular component: lysosomal membrane; vacuolar proton-transporting V-type ATPase, V1 domain. The coding region runs from base 120 to 1691 and encodes 523 amino acids. Gene Ontology annotation, biological process: proton transmembrane transport. The record is from RefSeq and is a predicted model, not a curated record. Gene Ontology annotation, molecular function: proton-transporting ATPase activity, rotational mechanism. The transcript is spliced from 11 exons.